Molecule: messenger RNA, 865 nt
Organism: Leguminivora glycinivorella
Lineage: Eukaryota; Metazoa; Arthropoda; Insecta; Lepidoptera; Tortricidae
Exons: 6
Coding region: 180-620 (146 amino acids)
Source: RefSeq, a predicted model, not a curated record
CGCCGCUAGCGCGUUCUAUAUUUAAAAUUCAAAUCAUUCGAAUUUCGAAUGCCAGCUGAUUAUACGUGCAAUAGAAGUGAUUAUACGGGAUUAUAAAAGAAAUAAAACUCAAGUUUAGACAUUGGUAUGUGGUGUGUUAAUUAUAGAGAUAAAAUAAGUCGUCCCUAGCUUUCUUCAAAAUGGAUUGGUGGCAAAGCACAAAAGAAUGGGUAGGCUUAUCCAACAAGCAGCCUAAAAUCGAGGGCAAUAGGAGCCAGUAUUCCUUGGUGUCCUGCGGAGAGCUGACUGCCGAUAUUCUGCCUAUUUGGCUUGAGUUGCCUGAUGAGGUGAAAAAUGACCCUUCGCUAGCCCCGUUUAAGAAGCUGUAUGAAAAAGAACACGGAAAAAUCCCAGAGAUAUCAAAAAACCCGAGACCCACGCGGCUGGCGAACGUACAAUCAGCGCCGCUGCUGCCAGUACAGACCGAUGAGAUUCAGUAUAUAGACGGGUGCACGAAGGCCGAAGCUGUGGAAAAACUGGGCAACCAUGAAGGGAAACCGAUAUUUUUUUUCUUUCAGUUCGGAACACAGACUUCCAGUUUCACGACAAUCACAGAUGUCGCGGGCUCGUCACUACAUUAAGAUGACCAUUCUUCUCGGAUGCUGGGUAUUCUUUACUGCUUGCUUCAUGAUGUAUAAUGAGAAGAAGGAAAACGUCAGCAUAACUGCGGUGGUACCUGGGGAAAUUAAAGAGUUCUCACUGCCAAUAGACAAAGCAGAGUCGAUUCUCCUGAAGCUGACAGGCCCCUUCAUGGCCAAGAAUGAUGAGAGGCGGUUGAACUCCUCCGCGUUACGGGACUACGAGAAACUUGAAGUUUGGCUGGAAG